CCUUUUUUGUAUUGAUUUUUUAAAACCUCAAAAUGUCUCCCAAAAUACAUUUUCACAUCUUCGCCAGCAAACAAACCCUUUUUCUCGAGCUGUUGAAAAUUUUCUCGUCAUUCAAAAGUAGUAUGCAUCGAGCAUCGUUAAUAAACUUUGGUUUUCUUCCUUCAUUGAACGACUUUUUUGAAAAUAGCUGCACUCUUGUUCAUGUUGCACCCUUGCAUAUAUCACUGCUUUGACUUCAUAGUUCCACCACCAAAGUAUGUUUGUUACCUUUAUCUCCAUAAAAAAUUCUGUAAGUUAAAGACGGUGUUGUUGGGCGAUCGCUUCUCCCAAUAUCACUUUGCAAUUUUUCACUAGGGACUUCAUGAAGAUAGAUACAAAAUGCGAUUCGAUCUGAGUUUCAUUUCCACCACUACUAUAACUGUAAGGGUAUUGACUUUGUUUGAUGAUUGAUGAACAUAGUAUUUUACAUACAAUACCAUAAACCUGCACAUGCUUAGAAUUCUUAGCACCUUCGGUGCUAAAAAAAAUUCAAACUUAAAUAGUCAACCUACAUAAUGCUCCAAAAGAAGCGAUCUGCACAAUCUGGUCACUCUGAAACUGUUUAUUUGCUUUCAUUUACUCAGAUAUUUCCAACGGAAGAUAGUAUUCAAGUUGAAACAAAUUACUACAUCCUAUCAUGGGGAAAAACAUAAAAGCUAAAUAUCACUUUCAUUGUCUUAUCAAACCUAACUGGCAAAGUAUGGUAUUUACUCAGCAAGUCUCAGUUAUUUCUAACCCACUGAAGAAUGGAACGUUCAUUAGUAACUAAUUAUACUCCAACUAAAUUUCAAAAAAUUGAAUUUUUCCUCGGCAUAAUCAAUCGAAUGUUAAUCGGUUUCGUUACAAUCUACGUGACUUUCUUGAGCCUGAGAAGUCUCAAAAAUGGAGAUGUUCCAUGGCACGCAUUAUUAUGCACAAUUGGAUUUAAAUUACUUAUGACGGAAGGGAUAUUGAGCUAUUACAAAGGCAACUCGACAACAUACAACUGGUUUCGAAGAGAAAAAGUUAUCCUGCACAUUACUCUGCAAUUGCUAGGAUCACUUUUUGGAAUUACAGGGAUGAUAUUUCGCAUGACCAUAGAUAAAUUUCAUUUUACAACAUUACACGGAAAGCUUGGUCUCGUUGCUUUUGUUCUUUGUUUGAUUAGUUUACUUUGUGGUUUGAGUGCUCUCUACUCGACAAGAAUGAAAAAAUAUUUACAACCAUUUUUUAGUAAAACUAUUCAUGGACUUUUGGGAAUAUUAACCUAUGCAGUAGGCAUUGUUUGCUUAAUUUACGGAUAUGAUACAAAUGUUUUCGGCUUGAUGUCACAAUUGGAAGGUGAUUCAUUAAAAAGUACAAUUCUUAUCCUAAAACUAGCAACUAUUGGAAGUUUAAUUAUAACAAUUUAUGGACCCUUGGGAACAGCUAUUUAUAAAUUAUGGAACUAUUUAAGAUGA
This is a messenger RNA of Episyrphus balteatus (marmalade hoverfly), 1478 nucleotides long. RefSeq lists its product as uncharacterized. The coding region runs from base 786 to 1478 and encodes 230 amino acids. NCBI's taxonomy places the organism in Eukaryota, Metazoa, Arthropoda, Insecta, Diptera, Syrphidae. Gene Ontology annotation, molecular function: transmembrane monodehydroascorbate reductase activity. The record is from RefSeq and is a predicted model, not a curated record. The transcript has 3 exons.